Messenger RNA from Elaeis guineensis (African oil palm), 1128 nucleotides. RefSeq names its product ethylene-responsive transcription factor WRI1-like. NCBI's taxonomy places the organism in Eukaryota, Viridiplantae, Streptophyta, Magnoliopsida, Arecales, Arecaceae. Gene Ontology annotation, molecular function: DNA-binding transcription factor activity; DNA binding. The record is from RefSeq and is a predicted model, not a curated record. Gene Ontology annotation, biological process: regulation of DNA-templated transcription.
UGUGUUAAGAGGAGGCGCGGCGGACCUGCACUGCUAUCAACUAUAAAUGUUUCCAACGGACCGAUGCAUGAUCAGUCUGCCACAACCAGCACCAUCAAAAGGAGUUCAAGGUUUCGAGGGGUUAGCAGGCACCGAUGGACUGGCCGUUUUGAAGCCCAUUUGUGGGACAAGGGGUCUUGGAAUGCGACACAAAAGAAGAAAGGAAAGCAAGUUUAUCUUGGUGCCUAUAACGAGGAGGAAGCAGCAGCAAGAGCAUACGAUCUAGCGGCAAUAAAGUACUGGGGACCUACCACUUUCACAAAUUUCCCGAUAUCCAACUAUGAGAAAGAGAUUCAAAUAAUGCAGAACGUAACAAAAGAAGAGUAUCUAGCUUCAAUAAGACGGAAGAGCAAUGGUUUCUCAAGAGGUGUCUCCAAGUAUCGAGGAGUCGCAAGGCAUCAUCAUAAUGGAAGCUGGGAAGCAAGGAUUGGAAGGGAUUUCGGAAACAGAUACCUCUACCUCGGCACCUACAGCACCCAAGAGGAGGCUGCCCGUGCCUACGACAUUGCAGCAAUAGAAUAUCGUGGGAUUCAUGCUGUGACCAACUUCGACUUGAGCACAUAUAUCAGAUGGCUAAGGCCAGGAGGGGACGACGCUUUGAGUAGCUCCCAAAAGCAUCAUUCCAAUGGUGUACACCAAUUGGUGCAGCCUUCCAUCAUCCUUUGGGAUGGUGAGGCUGAGCCACUCCUGCACCACAACUACAUGGAAGACAUGAACUCAGAAUGUAAGCAAGAAUUUACGUCCCACCAAAUGUUUGGCAGUGGUUCAUGCAACAGAUCCUCUCCCACCGCACUAAGCCUCUUACUAAGGUCCUCGAUGUUCAAGGAGCUUAAAGAGAAGAACUCAAAUGCAUGCAAUGAGAUGGAUAGAUAUGAACCUGAGGAUAAGCGACGACAGCUGAUAUCUGGUGAUGAUUGCUGUGAGAUCUAUUACCAUGGAAUUGCAAAUGCACCAUCUAUUUUCUCUCCGAAUGAAAACAAGGCAAGUGUUGAGCAACAAGAGGGUGCUGCCAUCCAUGAACACAUAGAGCAGUCCUUUUGGAAUUGCCUGGAUUCAGUAGUUAAUGACACAGCUGCCUGGAUUCAGUAG